GCGGGGCGAGAGCGGGGGAGGCUGCGGCCGUGCGGGCGCCGCGGAGCCGUGCGACACGGCGCAGAGCGACACGGCGCAGAGCGACACGGGGCCGCGCGCGCCGCCGGCCAUGCGGUGGGUGCUGAAGCUCUACCUCCUGGGCCUCGUCCUCUCCCUGCUCUCGGCCCUCUUCGGACUCCUGGACGCCCUGAGCGGCGCCGAGCGCGGGCCGGGCCCCUGGGCCCAGCCGGGCGGGGGGCUGGGCCAGGCCCCCCCUCCGCGGCUGCUGCAGGGCCGCCUGACGCUGCGGGUGCCCGAAGCCUUGGGCCCUUACCCGUGAGGGGGGCCCGGCCCGGCGGGCUGGGCCAGCUGCUUUCUCAGGGCGCCUAUUAAAGCGUGGCGAGCUGCGUGCCCGCGCGGCAGCGUGUCGUGUGCGUGGCCCCCUCUGCCCUGCAGCCCCCCCCCCACCCAAGCCCACCCUGUUUCCAAACGCGGGCCGGCUGCGCCCCUGCGAGGGCGCGACGCGGAGCUGGGGGUCCCCGCGGGUGGCACCUGUCCCCUCGGGGACCCUGUGAUGUCACGGGGUGGCCGGGCUCCGCAUCGCCCCUGGGCGCGAGGGGCAGCGGCAGCAUGAGCCGGGACGGUCCCAGCCCGGGGGUCGGCCCCGCCGGGGGGCCGGCGGCCGGGAUGCGGCUCGGCGUCGAGGGUGGGCAGCUCUGCCGCCUGCUCCGCUCCCCCGACUACAACCUCUUCCCCCGCUCGGCCGUGUUCGAGAGCAACUUCCUCCAGGUGACGAGGACGGGGAGCUGCGUGGACAUCCACAAUGCAGCCACGCCAGUGACCCUGGGGGUGACGUCCUCGGACCCCUGCCUGCCCCUUCCCAACGUCCUGGUGGUGGCCCGGGGCAGCAGUCCUCCGGAGAGGCCGGGCCUGACCCUUAGCAGGGUGCUGCCGCUGCGGCUGGUGCAGCUCUCGGUGCCCGCCGGCGCCGGGCGGCUGCUCCGCGUGCGCACCGUGAUGGGCAAGGUGCACUACCUGUGCCUGCACCCGGGCCACCCCGACGCCGUCUUCGCCCUCUGGGUCCGCCUGGCCCACAUCCUCCGCCACGGGCUCUCCUUCACCGCCGCUGGCCCCGACAUCUCUGCUGGCUCCUCCGUGGCCGAGCCGUGCCCCCACGUCCGCGUGGGCGCUCCCGUCUGCAUGCCUGCACGUCCACGUGGGUGCCGCGGUGUCCGCGUGGUGGCCCGGUGCUCCCGGCCCGGCUCCGGUCGGAGCCAGCGCUGUCUCCCCCCAAGCAGGCGCUCAUCUCGCUGUUUCUGGCCGGCCUUGGAGGACCCUGCCAGGGAGGAGGGUGCUGGGGUCCCCAUCAGGGCGAGAGAUGCAGCGGUGCCUUUCCCGGCACCACCUGUGGACAAACUGGCCAUUGAGAAAGAUCCCGCAGAAGUUCUUCCGGUUGACACCUCUGGGCCCAUUCUUGAACCUGGGGAGAAACAUCACCUUUUCCAGCAGCUGCAGAUCAUACCACUCUGCCCAAAGACAAGCCAUCACUGCUGUGUCAUGUCCUGGGGCUCCUGGUGGCUCUGGAUAUCUCUGGGACUCCCAGAGCUGCUGGUGUCCUUGACUCCUGGCGGGAGCCCCAGCCACAGCAGGGGACAGGCAGCAGCAUGCGUCCCAGGGGGAGUUUGUGGCCCUUGGGAGCUGGGUGGGACUCUGCAGGUGGUAGAGAAAGCUCCUUACCGAAUUGUUGGGAAAAUGGUGCCAUCCAGCCAGCACCAGAGCUUGCGGGUGAUGUUGUAGGACAGGCCCAGCCAGUGGGGCAGGGACAGCCGGAGCGGCAGGUUGGGCAUCUCCACGUGCCUCUGCAUCUGUAUUUUGAUGAACUCCUGCAAACGGGAGAGCAGGACCCCCAUGGGGGGCAGGAGGCAGUGAGCGGGGACCCCCAUAUCCCUCCCAGGAUGGCCCCACAGCCCUGCCAGGGAGGGUGCCAGGAGGCCGCAGUGCAGGAGUCCUGCUGUGGCGGCCCCGUGGGACAGAGCAAGGCAUCCAGGUCCCCUUCGGGCUCCUAAAUACCCGGUGCCCAAGGCCAGGCAGUGCCAAGCGAGACCGCAGCACGGCAUCUCCCGCAUCCAGAGGAGCCUGGCUGCGAUGAAGAGGGCAGCAGCUAGAAGCACCAGCUCCACAGGCAGACAACGAUACGAAUAAAACUGUUUUUGACGCUGUCAGCUCCCUCCCCA
Rhea pennata is the source of this 2213-nucleotide messenger RNA. Its product is annotated as Golgi-associated RAB2 interactor protein 1B-like. The record is from RefSeq and is a predicted model, not a curated record. The transcript is spliced from 6 exons. The coding region runs from base 610 to 1776 and encodes 388 amino acids. Lineage: Eukaryota; Metazoa; Chordata; Aves; Rheiformes; Rheidae. Gene Ontology annotation, cellular component: nucleus.